AAAUCACGUUUCCUUUUCAGUAUCAUCCUCCAGCCACGCUUGGCGCUAACCGAGUAGGCGAUUUCACUUCAUCACCACUUCACAAAAGACUUCCAAAUCCACUGCAGCAGGCACGGCAAAAUAAAGAUGUUAAAUACAUCCUGGAUGGGAGGGGACUGAAGCGCUAGGCUCCAUCAAAGGUUUGCAAUAAUAGGAUUCAUAAAAAAAAAAAAAAAGACAGAUGGGAUUAGAAAAUGUUGCAGUGAAGACUCUGGAAUGAAAUGAGAUCACAGCACCAGCCUGUCUUUUGUGAACAGGCACAAUGAUCCCAGAGCCAGAUUGGAUUAGGAGACCUCGCGACUAGGGGUUCAGAGAGAGGCCUCCCAUCCCCGGGCACUUUUGGGGAGAGAAGGCUGAAACGAUGCAUCAGAUUUACAGCUGCAGUGAUGAAAAUAUAGAAGUUUUCACCACCGUGAUUCCUUCCAAGGUGACCAGUCCAGCCAGAAGAAGAGUCAAAAGCUCUCAACAUCUCUUAACCAAGAAUGUGGUGAUCGAGUCGGACCUCUACGCACCACGGCCCCUGGAGCUGCUGCCGCACCGCACAGACCGCCGCGACGGUGAGAGCCGCUGGUCGGGCCGCUUCCAGAACCCGCGGCUGCAGGGUCCUCAUCCGGCCAAGACUCCCGCCAGGCCUGUGGGGACGUCAGAACCCAAAUCAGCAAAUCUGUGUGGGAAUCGGACAUAUGGCAAAGCUUUGAUGCCUCCGGUGGCCCGGAUCUCUGUGAAAGCCCCCACGGUCCUGGAGGCGGCAGCCCCGGGCUCGGAGAACGUAGCUGUGCUCACCAGAGGCAUCACAAAACUUGGGGACUGGAUAGAACUGAAGACUCCAUCUUGCCAAUCCCCUUACUUAGUGGGAAGGCUGAAUGACUUGUCCAGCUGCUCUCGGCCAAGCCAGAGGAGAGACUUUUUAAAUAUACAUCAAAUGUAAGAGCUAAAGUGCUUAGUCGCUCAUUCAUGUCAGACUCUUUGCGACUCCAUGGACUGCAGCAUGCCAGGCUCCUAUGUCCAUGGGAUUUUCCAGGCAAGAAUACUGCAAUGGGUUGUCACUGCCUACUCCAGGGAUCCCUCACAUCCUCCCACCCUUGUUGGAAGCAAGGGCUUGUCUGUGAACCAUGUCCACAAGGCUGUUUUGUGUGCAGGAACAGCCAGCUCCAGCCUCAUUCUGGACCACAGGAGGGGCCUCCCACGAGGCGCAGGGGUGGCAGCACCUCUGACAGCAGAGGCAGGCAGGCAGCCCACCCACGGGACCCAGCUUGGACAUCGCCACCCAUCAGCCGAACCCCCAGUCCAGUGAGUGUUCUGAGAGCCUGUUUUCACUCAGAAAAACUGAAAUGUAAUGGAAUUUUUAAACUGUCUACAAGACAAUUUUAAACUAAGAAAACGGAACUGACUCUGCUUGGCCGAGGCCAAAGUACACAGAAGUUGGUGUGAAGUCACUUCUGCGGUGGGAACUGAGUGAGACAUGCUCGGUGGCUUCCCUGAGGAGGUGAAAGGAGGGAUUCUCCGUCCUCUGCGUCCUUGUGGAGAAUCACUGUAUGCGGGGGGGGGGGGGGGGGGGGUGUACAGUCCCUCCCCAUGAAGUGCUCAGAGUGGAUAAGGAUUAUUUCUGAGAAAUGCAGGGUUAGGUGGGAAGGUGGGCUCGCCCUGGGCAAAGUGUGGGAAGGGGCUUUGGGAGCCCCCAUGCGCGUCCUCUCUUGGCCCCCUCCGCCCCGCUUCCCCUCCCCAGUAGGGACCUGUCCGGCCCUCACCUGGUCUGCUUGUCCUCUCAUCCUCCCCCCAGGCCUUUCCCAGCACAUCUGGGCUGCAGACACAGCUCUCUGCUUAAGUGACAGGUGUGCGGGCGUGCUGGACACCACUGUGGCCUAGACACCACUGUGUCUAGAGGCACAACAGGGGCCUCUGCAGGGACACUUAGACCUGGAGAGGGCAAGGCCAAGGAGCAGAUGUUCAGAAGACAGGAGUCUUCACGCAGCGUCCCUCCCCACUUGUCUACUGACUCAGGACAGUGGUGUCCUAGAUCUCAGCGCUCCUUUCAGACCCAAACAACGCGGCCUUUGCCACUGGCCUGAGUAAGUCACAUUUAUUCUAGUUAGAAAGGGGCACCCAGGUGGUGGAGGCCCCGGGGCCUGUGGCUACAGAUAGAGGAAGAAGGCUCCGUUUCAUCUCCCUCUACCCGCCCCUCAUCUGAUACACACACACCCACCCCCUGCCCCAUCUUCUCAUGAACACUGGGCUAAGAUGUAAAUUGGGGGGUCCGCCUUGGGGGUCCCGUGUCCCUCCCUCCUCACCACCAUCUUUUUUCUCUGCCGGUGCACACCCCCUGGAUCCCGCACAAACCCGCCCCUUGUUUGACAUCCUGUGCGUUGAGUCCUUCUAACAACGGCCAGCCGUGCUCACCGGAGCGCAGAUAUCGCUCCGCUCCCUGAAAGGCCAGAUGGAACGCCCCCCGUCACCCCCCAUUUGUGGGUCCACAUCUG
This is a messenger RNA of Bubalus bubalis (water buffalo), 2516 nucleotides long. RefSeq names its product vexin (gene VXN). The coding region runs from base 401 to 967 and encodes 188 amino acids. NCBI's taxonomy places the organism in Eukaryota, Metazoa, Chordata, Mammalia, Artiodactyla, Bovidae. The transcript has 6 exons. Gene Ontology annotation, biological process: neurogenesis; neuron differentiation. The record is from RefSeq and is a predicted model, not a curated record.